Patiria miniata (bat star) is the source of this 2361-nucleotide messenger RNA. RefSeq lists its product as uncharacterized. The transcript has 4 exons. Gene Ontology annotation, molecular function: protein binding. The record is from RefSeq and is a predicted model, not a curated record. The coding region runs from base 115 to 1554 and encodes 479 amino acids. NCBI's taxonomy places the organism in Eukaryota, Metazoa, Echinodermata, Asteroidea, Valvatida, Asterinidae.
GAUUGGUGGCGCUGUUUAAUACAAUAAUUGCGUGCUCAAAAAAUUCCCCGCUUCGCUCUUGCCGAAAAUGCGUGUUGAUGUUGUUUUGUUUGUUGAAAUUUACGAUUAGUUACAAUGAGUUCUGGAACCGAAAUGGAGUGGCACCAGGAGGUCAUCAUCAAGGCGCCAAAAAGUGAUGAUGAAGACUGUGAACCCAGUCAAAAAUCAUGCAGGAAGCUGGGAGCACUCAGCCACCAUAUUCAGAAGUUCAUGAACCAGCCGGAACUCUCCGACGUCGUGCUUCGUUUUGCUGGGAAGCAGUACAGAUCCCACAGGCUAAUCUUAGGGGCGUGGAGUGGGAUCUUUGAGGACAAGCUCGCUAAGGCUCCACGGAUGGGCACUGCUGGGGGCGAGCCAGGCCAACCCUUUUUAUUAGACCUCGACGAGGAUGGCUUUGCUCCGACAUCGGGAAGCAACAGCGGCAGUGCGGAGGACGCUGAUGCUGCCUUCCAGCAGUUCCUGAAGUUCCUGUACUCCGGCAAGGCAGAACCCACCCAGGGAACGGUCAAGGUGGUCCUGAGUCUUGCUCAGGGCUACAAGAUCAAGCCACUGCAGGAGAUGUGCGAGCGGUUCAUUGGCAAAGAUAUCGGCCAGCACAACAUCGACAGUGCCCUGGAGUGGCUCGGGGAAGCUGAAGCCAAGGACCUGGGGUUCCUGAAGGAGAGUUGCCUCAAAGUCCUGCGGUCCUACGUCCAGUACAUCCCCGACGUCGCCUGGCAGGCGUUGCGGUUGGACCAGCUGGUCUCUAUCAUCGAGAGCUCUGACGUUGUCAUAGAGGAUGAGUAUUGUCUGUUUCUGAAGAUUGAAGCCUGGAUCAAAUCGAAGCAGGUCACCGUUGAGAAUCUGUGGGCCACUCUAGAGGUGAUCCUGCCUCACAUUCGCUUCUCCAACAUGACCAUCUGGCAGCUCCAGCAGUUCAGCAAGUCCAGACUCGGCCAGCAGAUUUCCCAGAAGCGUCCCGAGAUCGUCACCGAGGCCCUCCAAGUCAGGGCUCUGGCCUCAGAAGAGGUGGACUUCUCAGAGGUGUCCGAGAUUCAGUUCGUCCCGCCGCGCCUGUACUUGAAGUUCGUGCCUCCCGGUGGGAGGCUGUCCAGCAUCAAGGAGGCCAAGAAGGAUAUCUUCACGCGGGCCCGGGUCAACCACACCCUGAGCAACUACUCGGAUCGUCGGGCUCAAGUGUGGCGCAGCAAUCCACAGAACAGGAACGUGCACCGCAACGCCGCGGACGAAACGUGGGAGGUUAACAUCAUGAGCAGACAAGAAAACGUGGGGAAGUUGUGGCGCGUGCAGGUCCUGUUAACUCCCAAAUGGGAUCACAUUGGCAAGGAAUACCGCAUUGUCUUGUACAUCAAGUCCAAGGAAGACACAACGAAUCCCAUCAUUAUCACCCACAGUGGAACUGUCGAAAAGGGUACUAAGCGCGCCACGGCUGAUGGCAUCGUCCUAAUUGGGCCCUACAUCCUGGAAGAAAAACCGGACUACAUAUAUUCUCGUGAGGUUGUGUUUAUCAAUUAAUAACACAACCAUCCAUUCAUUCUAGAUUUAAGAUUUCUACUACAUGUAUUAUUUUUGGUCUAGAUUUUCUCGACCAGAAAACUCUGAUACACUGUGAUGACUCACAAUAGACGUGGAAUAGUGAAAAUCUUGGUAAGUUUGGAAAAAUCUAGACGAAAGUUUGAAUCUGAUCAGUGUCCAAUAUGAAGUACAAAAGAAAGUUGCAUCAUAAUGGAAUGUACUACUUGUUUUUGUGCAAUGUGUUGAAUUUGGCUGGAUAAGGGAAGGGUUCUUGUCAAAAUGCUUGGGGUUAAGUAGGCCCAAAUAUACAACCUCCACUUUCCCACUUUCUUUGUUUUUCUACAUCAUGUACACUUUCCUUUAAGUGUUACACAAUGGGUUUGCAAAAUAAUGAAAAGGCCAGUAGGCCAAAGUCCUAACUACAUUGUGCUUUGUUUACAUGUGCGCUUUCCUAUGUGGUAGACCGUCCCUACCUUGUCUGGCGUCCCGACUUCGCUCCCAUAGGAAACCGCUUAUGUAAACAAAGUCAGUACGUCAAUAGGUCUUACGUCUAUUGGUAUUAAUAGACGACAUUGUUUUUCACAGAUUUUCGGUUCUUUUGUUCAGAAAUUGUUAUUGCUAUUUUUUUUUACCAGGAAAGAAUAGCAGAGGUUUUUUGUGUGUGUUAGGAUUAGGUAAAUGCUUUGUUGUAAAUUAAGUUGAGCGUCUCCUUGACAAUUUUAAUUCAGAUGUACCCAGUUUUAAUGAUGUUGUGUCUUCAUGCUUGUGCAUGUAUUUUUUUCCAAAAGCUUUCUAUUUACAGUACAU